AUGAAGCGCCCUUGCGAGGAGACGACCUCUGAGAGCGACAUGGACGAGACCAUCGACGUGGGGAGCGAGAACAAUUACUCGGGACAAAGUACUAGCUCUGUGAUUAGAUCGAAUUCUCCAACAACGACAUCUCAGAUUAUGGCAAGAAAGAAAAGGAGAGGGAUAAUAGAGAAAAGGCGUCGAGAUCGGAUAAAUAACAGUUUAUCUGAGCUGAGACGACUGGUGCCAACCGCUUUUGAAAAACAAGGAUCUGCAAAGUUAGAAAAAGCUGAAAUACUGCAAAUGACAGUCGAUCAUUUAAAGAUGCUUCAGGCAACUGGGGGUAAAGGCUACUUUGACGCCCAUGCUCUUGCCAUGGACUUCAUGAGCAUUGGAUUCCGAGAGUGCUUAACCGAAGUGGCAAGGUACCUGAGCUCUGUGGAAGGCCUGGACUCCUCCGAUCCACUGCGGGUGCGCCUGGUCUCUCAUCUCAGCACGUGUGCCUCACAGCGAGAGGCGGCGGCAAUGACCUCCUCUCUGGCCCACCACCAUCACCCCCUGCAUCCUCACCACUGGGCGGCGGCCUUCCACCACCUUCCAGCAGCCCUGCUCCAACCCAGUGGACUCCACGCCUCGGAGCCCACGCCUUGCCGCCUCUCCACCACUUCAGAAGUGCCUCCUGCCCACGGCUCCACCCUCCUCACGGCCACGUUUGCCCACGCAGACUCUGCCCUUCGGAUGCCGUCAACAGGCAGUGUCGCCCCCUGUGUGCCACCUCUCUCCACUUCUCUCUUGUCCCUCUCAGCCACUGUCCACGCGGCCGCUGCAGCAGCCACGGCAGCUGCGCACAGCUUCCCUCUGUCCUUCGCUGGGGCGUUCCCCAUGCUCCCCCCAAACGCAGCUGCAGCCGUGGCAGCUGCCACAGCCAUCAGCCCUCCCUUGUCGGUAUCAGCCACGUCCAGCCCUCAGCAGACAAGCAGUGGAACAAACAGUAAACCUUACCGACCCUGGGGGACAGAAGUGGGAGCUUUUUAAGUUUUCCCUGAACUUCUUGCAGUAGUAACUGAAUGUCCUUCAUUUCAGAGUCAGCUUAAAACCUCUGCACCCUGAAAGUAGCCAUACAGAUGUCUGCGGAUCCACAAAGGAACAAUAAAGCUAUUUGAGACACAAACCUCAGAAGUGGAAAUGUGGUAUUAUCUUUUUUCUCUGUUU
Messenger RNA from Mesoplodon densirostris (Blainville's beaked whale), 1191 nucleotides. RefSeq names its product hes related family bHLH transcription factor with YRPW motif 2 (gene HEY2). Lineage: Eukaryota; Metazoa; Chordata; Mammalia; Artiodactyla; Ziphiidae. Gene Ontology annotation, biological process: regulation of transcription by RNA polymerase II; circulatory system development; regulation of neurogenesis. The record is from RefSeq and is a predicted model, not a curated record. The transcript is spliced from 5 exons. Bases 1 to 1014 code for a protein of 337 amino acids. Gene Ontology annotation, molecular function: DNA-binding transcription factor activity, RNA polymerase II-specific; protein dimerization activity; RNA polymerase II cis-regulatory region sequence-specific DNA binding. Gene Ontology annotation, cellular component: nucleus.